This is a messenger RNA of Vigna angularis (adzuki bean), 2184 nucleotides long. RefSeq lists its product as uncharacterized. Gene Ontology annotation, cellular component: U5 snRNP. Lineage: Eukaryota; Viridiplantae; Streptophyta; Magnoliopsida; Fabales; Fabaceae. Bases 960 to 1757 code for a protein of 265 amino acids. The transcript is spliced from 6 exons. The record is from RefSeq and is a predicted model, not a curated record.
GAACAACAUUAAACGUUCACAAUACAGUGUGCUACUGGAAAAGAGAGAAAAACUAAAAUGCUGUGCCAGAAUGAGAAUCGCGAGCUAUCCACUAGAAGAGAGGGAGCCUCUCCCAGGCCGUCUGCCUCCCUCCUUACACUCCACGGAUAUACCUCUUUUAUAGCCAAAAAUCCUCCCCUACUCAUGCUUCUUGGACGGUAUAAAUUUAUCUCCAGGGGUCCUCCACUUUUCUCAAAAGAAUAUGUGCAUUUCCUUUCCGGAAAAUGAUACUCGAACAACGAAAUUUGACAACAUUUGAACACGGCACACGUGUCAGCGUACGAGCGGUCCACGUUUUAAAGAGAAAAGCUGCUGCAUUCUGAGAAAACCUGCUGCAAGUGUGACGUGGCGAGGGACGGGCACGGGCAGCUUAGGGUGUGCGUUCCAAAUUUGAAAUGAUAUUCGAGUAGAGAGAGAAGCGGCGCGAACAUUGGAGACGCUCAAACGUGACCUAGACAGAGAGACGAGAGAGUUGGAGAAAGGGUUCACGAGCGAGAGAGAGAGACGGAGUGGUUGCCGGAGUGCCGCCGUUCACUGUCGAAGGUCGUGUCGGAGAGAUCGAACGCCUCCAGCCCGUUCCGUUUCAGGGGCGCCGCAGGUCCGACGUCGACCGGUCGAAGCGAACACGGCAUCGUGUUCCGUCCGUUCCGGCCCAGCGACUUAGGGAGGCGUUGAAGGUGUCGCUUCGUCCCAGCUGCUUCCGUCCCUGUCCCGGAGUGUCGCCGGAGUGCCGCCGGACCUUUCUUCUAAAGAUAUUGCCGUCAUGAAGAGGCGGAUAUCAAAUGUUCUUGAACCUGGGGAAACGGUUUUGCAAGCCUUGAGAAGGCUAAAAGGUAACAGUGACAGAAAGGCAAAAAUGUCUGCUGAGACUAAGGUUGUAUUUGACCAGCUAACUGAGGAUGCUAUGAAGCUGAUGGAGAAUGGUGAAUACACGAGAGGUUUUUGAUCGUGAAGCGGAAGGAUAUGAGAAGUUAGCCCGGGCAAAAGAAGGUCCAUCAAAUCAACAUUUGGCUAGUGGAGAAGCCUCUAGCACUGGUGAAGGUGAUUAUGAUAUGUUUGCUGACGAGGAUGAUAACAGUAAGCCAUCUACAGAUGAAAAUAAUACAGUUAGUCAAUCUUCAUCGGACGCCAUAAAUUCUGGCACUGAGGGUGGAGCAUUGCAAAAUGAUUAUGUGUAUGAUGAAUCUUCUGGUAGAAUAACGAUUGGAUACUGUCAAAGACUUGGAGCGCAUCAUUUGGCUGUCAGCAUCGAGAAGAGAACGCCCAUCCAACAGCAAGCCAGGACGCUCGUCCAGCGCGCAGCGCAGAGGACGCUCGGCCAGCGCUCAGAGAAGGCUCGUCCAGCGCGCAGAGGACGCUCGUCCAGAAAGUGGACGCUCGUCCAGAGAGCGGAGAUCGCUCGCCCAGCUAGCGGAGAACGCUCGCCCAGACGCUUGUCGCCCAGAGGGGACGCUCGUCCAGCGCGCAGGGGACGCUCAUCCAGCGCGCAGAGGAGGCUGCGCAGAGGACGGUCGUCCAGCAAGUGGACGCUCGUCCAGAGAGCGGAGAUCGCUCGCCCAGCUAGCGGAGAACGCUCGCACAGACGCUUGUCGCCCAGAGGGGACGCUCAUCCAGCGCGCAGCGGACGCUCGUCAAGCGCGCAGAGGAGGCUCGUCCACCAAGUGGACGCUCGUCCAGCAAGUGGACGCUCGUCCAGAAAGUGGACGCUCGUCCAGUAAGUGGACGCUCGUCCAGAGAGCGGAGAUCGCUCGCCCAGCUAGCGGAGAACGCUGGCCGAGCUGGCCGAGGACGCUCGUCCAGACCCUUGUCGCCCAGAGGGGACGCUCGUCCAGCGCGCAGAGAGGAGGCUCGUCCAGCGCGCAGAGGACGCUCGUCCUAUCAACCAUUUACAGCAGAUAUGUGGUGUGCUACGACUGUCUCAUUUUUUGUGAUUGGAAUUGUUAUAUGGAUUCUUGAACACCGUGUCAAUAGUGACUUUCGUGGUCCUCCUAAGAAGCAAAUUGUAAUUAUUAUGUUAAUGUACGCUUUUGUAGCGUCAUAUGAUAACCUUUUACGGCCAGUUUAUUGAAUUUGGUGCAGCAAUAGGUGCCCCAAUGUUCAUCUUUUGUUUAAGAUUCUAAAUCCAUUUAACGAGUUAUUGAUGAU